AGUCAAAGUGUCUAGCCCUGACUCCAUCAGACCACCGUGAAAUUAUUAUUUUAAUCCAGAUGAAAGCAUCCGCUUUUAAUGUACGACCUUUUUCAAAAAGAUGAGUUGCUAAGCUGAAUGCAGUCAGAUUCUUUAAACGGCUUUUUAUCAGUUGGCAGUCCCCGUCCCCACACAGUCACACACACAUCAUCGUGCACGGAGCUGAAAUCUUCGUGUGUGCACAGGGUAACUAUACAAGAUCCCGUGUAGACCUUGUAGAAAGGACCGCCUGCUGCGACAGACCAGUCACGAUCCGCAUGGUGGAUUUCUGUCGAGUUGGCAACGUUGCGACAGUGCGGCCAUAUUGGUGGUUUUGACAGAAGAGAAGGGAAAGCUGACUAUCCGAGUCGCCCACUGCCCUGUCGACGGCCGUGUCGGUUUCUCCUGUGACGCCCGGCACAAGACCCCCGAAAUUUUUUUUUAUCGGGAAUCGAAAAAGACACAAUUCAUUCAGCAAUAAUUAUCUGUCGUGCUAAUUUUGUGUCCGUGUCUUGGUUUGCAGAAGGAAGAAAGAGCUGUUCUCGUGUCCUUUUUCCUCGUUGAAAUUGUGUGUGUGUGUGUGCCCAGUUUGUCUGUCUUUGCCAUCCGAAGGGAGUAUUGAUUUUCGGUGUAUGUGUGUCUGAGAGUGUGAGAGCCCAGUGCGUGUGUGUAGCCGACGCCGUCUACCACUAACUAUUUGGUGCUUUUUUGGGUGCAAUUCUCUCUUUGAAGCUGUCGGUGGGAUUGUAGGCCAACCCUCAAAAUGACCAAGGACAGAUUAGCAGCCCUCAAAGCUGCACAAAGCGAGGAUGACGACACAGGGCCAGAUGAUGUGGCCGUUACUGUUGAGGCCCAGGAUGGAUACAUGGAGGCCUUCUUUGCAGAGGUGAACGAGAUACGGGAGAAUAUAGACAAGAUACAGGCCAAUGUAGAAGAGGUCAAGAAGAAACACAGCGCCAUCCUGUCGGCCCCGCAAACGGACGAAAAGGUGAAGCAGGAGCUCGAGGAUCUGAUGGCCGACAUCAAGAAAACGGCCAAUAAAGUUCGAUCGAAGCUGAAAGUCAUCGAACAAAAUAUCGAACAUGAGGAGCAAACGAAUAAAUCGUCGGCUGAUUUGCGGAUACGUAAAACUCAGCACUCGACACUUUCCCGUAAAUUCGUCGAGGUCAUGACCGAAUACAACCGCACGCAGACCGACUACCGUGAGCGAUGCAAGGGUCGCAUCCAGCGCCAACUCGAAAUCACCGGGCGCACGACUACCAACGAAGAGCUUGAGGAAAUGUUGGAACAAGGCAAUCCGGCCGUUUUCACUCAAGGCAUCAUUAUGGAGACGCAGCAGGCCAGGCAGACGCUGGCGGACAUUGAGGCUCGUCACGCCGACAUUAUGAAAUUGGAGAACUCGAUCCGCGAACUGCAUGACAUGUUUAUGGACAUGGCCAUGCUGGUCGAGAACCAGGGUGAAAUGAUCGAUCGGAUCGAGUACAAUGUGGAACACGCCGUCGACUACGUUCAGACCGCCACUCAAGACACGAAAAAGGCACUGAAGUAUCAAAGCAAAGCUCGACGGAAAAAGAUAUUUAUUAUCAUCUGCGUCAGCAUCACGCUGGUCAUCGUCUUGGCCCUCAUCAUCGGAUUUACAGUUCCUUAGUAGUCGAAUUUGUUGUACAUAAAAUAAUCGCAACACACACAAGAACACGUUACGUUUUCCAUUGAAAAAAAACAUACAAAGAGAUAACAAAAUCAAUUGUAUUUAAACAUUUACGAAAAGAGGAGAGACAACAUUUUGAUGAUUGUGUGUGAAUGCGCAACGGCCUACAGGAAUCGAUGAGAACCGCCUCCGCUGUCUGCCUCUCUUUUUCUUUAGAAAAUUUACUUAAAAGCAUUUGAAAAUAACACACGCGUCUAAAACAAAAUACCGGGAGAACAAGACUUACCAAGAGAAAUAGAAAUUUUCCCUUCUAAAUUUUUUUCUUUUGUUUCUUUGAUUCCUUCGCUAUAAUUGAAUUGCAAUUAACCUUUGUGUGUGUGCUAUUUUAUUGUUUAGUUUUUUUUUGUCAUUUUUGGUUUAUUUUUUCCCCUCGAAGAUUAUUUGAUUGGUGCCACCCUCUGGAACGAGUUGAUUAGUGCGCAUGUGUCGUAUGUGUGUGUGUGUAAAAUAGGAGAAUGGGGUGGGUGGAAUGAUAAAAUCAUCUUUUUUUCCUUUUUUUCAAACUCUUUACACAUUUGGCUGUUGUUUAAUUUUUUCCUUCUUGUGUUGCCCCGUGUACAUAAUUUGCUGUACAUUCAAGUAUAAAAACAACAACCAAUUGACGACAACCAAACACAGUAGUGGAAUGGACUUUUCUAUUAAUUUGAUUUUUCUUUCAAUUUUUGAAUAAAACGACGCUCCUAUUUUGAGUCUCUCGUGGGAUUGCAGCUGCCUUUUCUGUUGGACAAUUUUUUUUUCUUUCCUUUUUGUUGUGACUGGAAUUGAACAACAAAAGAACUUUUGUGUAGCUUUUUGGCUUCCAGCAUUUGAAUUAGUUGAUGAAGGAAAGGAAAAAAAGAGCUAACCAAUCUUCUCUCUCUGUCUCUCUUUUCUGUCUCUCCUUGAUUGCCUUCCUCUCUGUGGCACAACAACAACACUUUUGGGGUGUGUCGUUUGUUGUUUUGGUUGUUACCUGUGUUGCGGCUAUUUGCAGAAGAAGAUUAUGAUCAUGAUUUGUUUGGCCAUAUUGGGAGUCAUCUUGGCCUCUACCAUUGGAGGAUACUUUGGAUUGUAAUUCGUUUUUAUUAAAAAAGAAAAAAUUAACCAACCAACUGCCCAAUCAAAAGCUUCACAAAAGGCUUUUGUGUGUCCGCCAGCCUGAAUCAAACAACGCCGAGGCAACCAAGUAAAGAACCUAAAAAUGUCUUCUUUGUUUCCUUCAAAAAAUUCAAUCUGUUUGUAGCCAGAAAAAAAACAACCAAAAAAGGGCCUCUCCCAACUUAAAAAAAACCCCAAAAAAUAUAUGUUUCGUUUUUCAUUUCGAUAUAUAAUUCUCAUUUUGAAUUCCUCAAAUUUGUGUGUGAAUUUUUAUCGGUUGGCUGACGAAAUAAUUUGUAGAGAAGCCAGUUUUUGCUUUUUAUUCGGUUUGAACACACGAACCCUUUUCUUACUUUUACACACACACACACUUAAGAGAAAAAAUUCAAAAGAAGACAACAAAAAAAAAUUAAUAAAAAAGUAACGAAAUGAAUUAUAGUUGAAUGUCCCUGAAGCUGCUAUUAAAAAAGAAAAAAACUGAUGUUUAAUGGACAUUUUCCUCGUCAUAUGCAGUAGCCUCGAUUUUCCAUUGUUUUUUCUUUAUUAUCUCUUUAACUUCCCUUUCUCUGUAAGUAUUAUAAUGUUUGACACACACACACACGCAUGUGAACCCAGUCAGAUGUUGUUAUUGAAUCAGCUCGGUACUUAUUAUUAUUAUUAUUAUAAAUAUGAUGACGAUGUAUCUAUGCAUUUCCCCCGCCAACUGGAAGGUCUGGGGGUUUGUUACGUUUCAAACCAAAACA
Messenger RNA from Daphnia pulex (common water flea), 3546 nucleotides. RefSeq names its product syntaxin-1A-like (gene Syx1A). The transcript is spliced from 11 exons. The coding region runs from base 782 to 1666 and encodes 294 amino acids. The record is from RefSeq and is a predicted model, not a curated record. Gene Ontology annotation, cellular component: plasma membrane; presynaptic active zone membrane; SNARE complex. Lineage: Eukaryota; Metazoa; Arthropoda; Branchiopoda; Diplostraca; Daphniidae. Gene Ontology annotation, molecular function: SNARE binding; SNAP receptor activity. Gene Ontology annotation, biological process: synaptic vesicle fusion to presynaptic active zone membrane; intracellular protein transport; exocytosis.